Molecule: messenger RNA, 909 nt
Organism: Malassezia japonica
Lineage: Eukaryota; Fungi; Basidiomycota; Malasseziomycetes; Malasseziales; Malasseziaceae
Gene: POP2
Product: CCR4-NOT core DEDD RNase subunit
Exons: 2
Coding region: 1-909 (302 amino acids)
Cellular component (GO): CCR4-NOT complex; CCR4-NOT core complex; P-body
Molecular function (GO): poly(A)-specific ribonuclease activity; nucleic acid binding
Source: RefSeq, a predicted model, not a curated record
AUGGCGUAUCUCCGCUCUGCCAUUGAGAACUACCCCUAUGUCGCGAUGGAUACCGAGUUCCCAGGCAUUGUCGCACGGCCCAUUGGCAACUUUCGGGGCUCGACGGACUACCACUACCAGACGCUGCGGUGCAAUGUAGACCUGUUGCGUCUGAUCCAGAUUGGUAUUACGGUGUGCGAUGAGCAGGGUAACCUCCCCCCCGAUACGUGCACCUGGCAGUUCAACUUCCACUUUGAUGUCAACAACGAUAUGUGUGCGCCCGACUCGCUCGAGCUCUUGACGAAAGCGGGCCUGGACUUUGACCGGCAUCUUCACUUUGGCAUUGAUCACGAGCACUUUGGCGAAAUGCUGAUCACGUCGGGCCUCGCGCUCUUUGAGGACGUCAAGUGGAUUUCCUUCCACUCGGGCUACGACUUUGGCUACCUGCUGAAGCUCGUGACGUGCCUUCCGCUGCCCUCGCACGAGUACGAGUUCUUUGAGCUGCUGCACCAGUGGUUCCCGUGCGUCUAUGAUAUCAAGUACCUGAUGCGCUCGUGCAAGACGCUCAAGGGCGGCCUGCAGGACGUCGCAGACGACCUCCAAGUAAGCCGCAUCGGGCAGCAGCACCAGGCCGGCAGCGACAGCCUGCUCACCGCUUCUACCUUUUUCAAGCUGCGCGAUCGCUUCUUUGAUGGGUCGAUCGACGACGAAAAGCACUUGGGAUGUCUGUACGGCUUUGCCAACACCACCAGCGCUGUCUUUUUGCCAUCGGGCAGCAUCGUGUACCAAGCGCAUGGCGUCACGACGCCGGGCAUGCAGCAUGCACAGGCCGUCGUACCGACGCCCCUUACCCCGGGAAGUAGCGCCCCGCUGCAUUCGCCGAUGAGCUCCCACGUUCCGGCCGGCCGCCGUGCUGCAGAGGCCGCAUAG